GGACGUAAUGCCAGAAAGAAUAAGAAUGGUAAUUAUUCAAUCAUAUUCCUUUCAGAUUUUUGACAUCUGUUUCAAAUAUUUAUCAGGUCAUCGCCUGCAACUAUUUCAAAUAUGCGGUACUUAAUAUCAUCAUCUAUUCAUUCGGCUAAACAAAUCAUAAGUCCAAAAAGGCAUUUCAUAGUGAUUUACAGAUUUCAUGAACUUCAUUGACCGGCAGAUGAUUAUCUUUUUUAAAGAAUGCGUUUUGCAUUUACAAUGACGCAAUUUUUCCAUAUCGCAAACCAUGCAACGGAUUUCCCCUGCAGCCCUGCCCUCGCCGCACAUUGAGUAACCGCACACUGCAUAUGCGAUUAUGAAAUGGGAACAAAGACAUUCCUCGCAUGCUUCGAAACUGCAGAUGUGCGUGCGAAAAACCAGUCAACCCAAAAACGCUCAGCUGACCCAUCUUUGCCGGUGUCAACCUGUUUCGCGACAGUUUAUAAGUUUAUUACUAUAAAAGCAGCGCACCCGGCGCUACAGGUAUAUUAGUCCAAUCUUAUCACCUCACCCCAGUUGUACAGAACCAAUCCAGAAAAAUGCGACUUCUUGCACUGACUUGCCUCUUCUUCAUAGCCUGUGAGGCCAACUUCGUUCCGGUAUCCGUGCCGAUUCCCAUCCCGAUGCCUUCGCCUGACGUUCGGGAGGUCGAGAAGAAAAUCCAGCACGUGAAGGAAGUCAAAGUGCCAGUUGUGAAGAAGGUCCCCGUUGAGACCACGGUACAGGAUGUGCACGAAGUUCCGGUCAUCAAAGAGGUUCCAGUUAUAAACGAAAUCAAAGUAUACCGUGACGUAGAAGUGAUCCGAGAGGUCCCGGUUGAGAAGGAGGUCCAUAAGCGUGUGGAAGUCCCUGUCGAGGUCAUCAAAGAGGUUGAGUUGAUCAAGGAAGUGCCCAUCAUUAAGGAAGUUCCGCACGUUAAGGUGGUGCGAGUCAUCAAGGAGGUUCCGGUGGAGGAAAUCGUCACCAAGGAUGUCUACGAGCCGGAGACCAAUGCAGUGAAAAUUCCCAUCCGAGUGCCGGUUGUCCAGGAGGAAGCGAAAGAGCAACCCUCGAAAUUGUCUAGCUUGUUAGGAUUCAAGGGUUUGCUUGGAUAAAGCUAGUAUAAGAUAAUGUAAGAUAAGAUAAUAAAGUAUUUAUUGAAUUUUA
Molecule: messenger RNA, 1182 nt
Organism: Aedes aegypti (yellow fever mosquito)
Lineage: Eukaryota; Metazoa; Arthropoda; Insecta; Diptera; Culicidae
Product: mantle protein-like
Exons: 2
Coding region: 576-1130 (184 amino acids)
Source: RefSeq, a predicted model, not a curated record